GUUCCUGUUGGAAGAAAAAAUUGAGAAAAUAUUUAAUCUAGAAACAUGUUAGGUCAUGCUGACUUGGCUUGAAGGACGUAUCAAGAGGGAGACUUUAGUUGACCUUCAGAUGCAAAUGUGUUCUCUUAUACCUUCCGAUUUUGUGGAAAUUCGAUAGUGUCAGGAAGUGUCCUGUUGCAUCACGGAUGUAGGGAGGGAAAACUAUCCCCUUCUGCACCCACUCCCUCAGGAGCUUGCUGGUAAUGCUCAGGGCACGAUUAUUCAAGUAAAAGAAGAGUAGUUUUAGAAAUACAAGCAACGUUAGAUAAGGCAAACCUAAGCUCGUAUUAACUGUUCUUACGGGCAUCAACACAUGGUUAUCGCGCUCUUUUUCCGUCGUCUGCUCGCUUUCCGCAGCCGCAUAGCGGAACAAAAUAAAAGUACAAGUUAAAUUCCAGAAUAACUUUGUUCCACCGUGCUGUACUGCAUAUUCGAAUAAGUUUUAUAGUUCUGAUUUUUAGCGUGUGAAUUAGCUUAAAUUCUAUUGAAAUUUAGAAAGGGCGAAAAAUAAACGCGAAACAAAACACGAACAAAAUGGCAGCCGCAUGAGGAACCCAUGGGAACCCAUAAUUCCAUAUGAUUCCGGACAUCGCAAUCCAUGCAUUGGGACUGCUAUUUUCUGACAGGAGUCUACCGUGAUACUGCACUGCGCUGUUAACGUAAAAUGUACCUUGCAAGGAGCUGACACUUGGUAUGAACGCCGUCGCUGUACUGUUAUAGCCAUCGACUGUUUCUGCCAAAAUUGGGAGAUUUAAGACGUCAGUCGGUACCCAGGACAUCUCCGGAAGGAAGGAGCAUCUCCACACAAUCAACGUUGCUUUGGAGAAAUAGGGUUUCAAAUUUGGGUUUGGAUGCUGUAGUAAAAUGACAAUGACUGCACGACUGAAGCAAGUCGUCAGUAAAAACAAGAAACGCUACCAGGAUGAAGAGUUUGACUUAGACUUGUCCUAUAUCGAAGAUAACAUCAUUGCUAUGGGUUAUCCCGCCGAGAAGCUGGAGGGUGUUUUCAGAAAUCACAUGGAGGAUGUACAAAGAUUUCUCGAAACAAAACACAAUGGGCAUUACAAAAUAUACAACUUGUGCUCGGAACGGCAGUAUGACGCCAAGAAGUUUGAGAACCGGGUGGCCUCCUACCCAUUCCAGGACCACAAUCCUCCGCACAUUGAUCUCAUGAAGCGCUUCUGCAAGGAUGUCGAGAGGUGGCUCUCUGGCGACCCCAAAAAUGUGGCCGCCAUACAUUGCAAGGCCGGCAAGGGACGGACAGGUGUCAUGAUCUGUGCGUACCUCCUGCACAGCAAAGUCUGCAGUACGGCCGCAGACGCCCUCUCCCACUACAGUGAGCAGAGGACGAAAGACCAGAAGGGAGUGACCAUUCCGAGUCAGCGGCGGUAUGUGGAGUACUACGAGGAACUAGUCAAAAGCCAAGCAGUGUACGGCCCGGUGAACCUCGUGUUCACCUCCCUGGAAAUGGAACCCACGCCCACUUUUAAUGGUAACACAUGCUAUCCAUUUUUCAUGCUGUAUUCGAGCGGGAGUAAGAUGAACAAAGUGUACACGUCGCCGGUGUUGGAAGUUCGCAAGAACUGCCGCCUGCAUUUUGCCCUGCCCUCUGGGGGCAUCUUGGUGCAGGGGGACAUCAAGGUAGAGGUCUACACCAAGCCCAAGAUGAUGGCCAAGGAGAAGAUGUUCCAAUUUUGGUUCAACACCUUCUUUGUGCCGCACGCGCGCAAGAACGUGUCGCAGUCCAACGGUGUGGCGGGGGGAGAGCUAAGGGUUCACAACGGGGACGAUGAGGUGCGAACGCUCGUUCUCUUCAAGGACGACUUGGAUAAGGCCUAUAAGGAUAAGCAACAUAACAAGUUUAGUAAAGAUUUCAAGGUCUCCCUGCACUUUACGCCGGCGACGAACUUGCACCCGUCGUCCCAAGUGUCCGGUGCCGUCGGGGGCGCCGGGGACGACCCCAGCAGUGACGUGGACGGUGUCGGCACGGAGAGCGACACGACAGACGACGACGACUGGGAGUCGACGACUCACGUCUGAGGGGAGAAGAGAGGACUCUCUCGAGAGAAGCACCGCACAACCUCGCCCCCCAGCCAGCCUCAAGUGCGGCAACCCUGCACACCCCCCGCCCCGGGGGAGUACGCCACACGCCCCCCGAUGCAGCAUGGUUCGACCUUUUCUUUUUUUUUUAGUGUGCAUCGUGUCUUCUUUCUCUCCCCCUCCCCUCCCCUCCCGACUCUCUGUGUUGGUUUCCCUGCCGAGAAGCGGAGAGAUGUGUGCCGACCGACCGCGUACCUUUUUAUUUUGUGUGCCAAGCGAACAGUGAGAGGUCGAGAACUGCCCUGACGCUUAGUGACUCACAAGCAAAGUACCUGACCUUUAAUUAACGUUGUUUUGUUUCGUCUCCUUCCUUACGUUUCUCUCUCUCGUUUUCCUCCGUUUUUUUUUUUUUUUUUUUUUUUUUUUAGCGACGUAACGUGGUUUCCGUCGAAACGGGUGUUCGUGUACAUAUGCGCCAGUCAAGCACGUGGGGAAUGGUGACUGCCUCCGACAGCAGGUCGAUAGGUUGUUGUCGUGAAGCGCGGUCUGCAACCUUUUUUAAGUUUUAGCCUCAACAAUGUGGAGCUGUUAAGCCUUGUUUUUUUGCUCUGUUCGCCGUACGUCGAAAUCUCAAGAUGAGUUUGUAUAUUUGUUGAAUGUAUAAAUGGAGAUUGUCA
Molecule: messenger RNA, 2756 nt
Organism: Ornithodoros turicata
Lineage: Eukaryota; Metazoa; Arthropoda; Arachnida; Ixodida; Argasidae
Product: phosphatidylinositol 3,4,5-trisphosphate 3-phosphatase and dual-specificity protein phosphatase PTEN-like
Exons: 12
Coding region: 904-2079 (391 amino acids)
Biological process (GO): protein dephosphorylation; phosphatidylinositol dephosphorylation; phosphatidylinositol 3-kinase/protein kinase B signal transduction
Cellular component (GO): cell projection; cytosol; plasma membrane
Molecular function (GO): protein tyrosine phosphatase activity; phosphatidylinositol-3,4,5-trisphosphate 3-phosphatase activity
Source: RefSeq, a predicted model, not a curated record